AGAACCCGCCCGAGUUUAACCUACUGUUGCCAAAUCUCAACCGAGUCGGCAACUCGCCUGUUAAUGUUGGAAAAUUCGUCAAUCCCUCCGGUUUCUGAGUGCUGUCUGGCUUUGGAACUAGAGAAAAUUUGGCUUUGGAUUACGUUUCAGAGGAAAAAAUUCCGCUAGUAAGAGAAUUUAGAUGUCUAUCUUAAAUAGUGCCCCAUCGAGGGCGAGCCUCGGUGCUCAGCCAGGCGCCAAGGUGGUAAGGUUCCAAUUGGACUUUAAUUUGAAGUCUCUCCUGUUGGAUUGUCUCAACGAAAAAGACAACAAAUUGUACGAAGAGCUUGUGUGUAAAAUUAGAGAUGUCGGGCAAGAAAUAAGGGAUGAUGAUUUGCUUCAACUUUUGAAAGAAGCAAGAGGAUGCAUAUCGAUUAUAGAUAGAAACUUUAGGCUUUUUGUCCAAGUUGUUUUAAUUUUACAGUGGACUCACAGAUGUGAGGAAGUUGUUAAUGAAUAUAAAGGUUUCCUUCAGGAUUUAUGUGCAGCACAUAACUAUUAUACAAAAUUAGUAACAGACCAUUUAAUUUCUUCAUUUAAAACAGAUACUGAAGUUUGGAAAGAUGGUGUUCCCAGUGAAAAGAGCAGACAAUGUUUUGAACACAUUCAUCAAGUUAUUUUAUCAAUUUUAACAGUAAUUCCUAUGUCGAGAGAUAUUCUACUUUCAUCUAUACAGAGUUGUUCUCCUUACAUAAAAAAACCUGCCCAUGAACAUGAAGCCUACAUGUACAACAUACUUCUAAUUUCUAUCAAAAUCCCACAAUUACGUUACGAACUUUUGAACUUUGUAAUUACAAAAAUUAUCGCUCUCGAUGUCAACUCGCCGAAAUCAGAAAUAGAGAGGGCUUUGGAGACGGAAGAACAUGGCGGAGUGUUCCAUUUAGAAGAGAAUACUAGUCACCAAAUUAGCCAAACGUUGGACGUGUGCAUGUUAAUGAUGUUCAAAUAUAUCCACUCUUUUUGCCAUGAAAAUGAUAAUCUUGUAAUUGAAAAAUUAAAAACUCUUUAUCUAGAUUUAGUAAAGAUAUUUGAUAACAUGAUACUCCCUACCCAUUCCACACACUAUGUCCAAUAUCUAUUGUUUUACUUGCUGGGACUGAAGCCAGCUUUGUCAGUAUCUUUCCUAAAAACUUUGUGGUCGAAGCUAAACAAUCCCAGUGUACCUUCGGUACUUAGACAGGCAGCAGUUUAUUACAUUGCGAGUCUUUUAGCUAGAGCGUCAUACGUAUCAAUAAUCUCCGUUCAAGAAAUGUUACUAGAUAUGGCAGUCUGGAUCCAUUCUUACAUCGUGAACCAGGAUGAAUCGAGCAAUAUUUCAAGUCAAGACAUGAGAGUUCAUACAGUUUUCUAUUCAAUUUGCCAAUCUUUGUUCUACGUCAUUGCUUUCCGAUACAAAGAGUUUAUUCAAACCAAAGGAGGUCUAGCUUUUCUUCAAGGGCUUAAUCUUUCAAAAAUAGUUACAAGCAGGUUGAACCCAUUAAAGGUUUGUAUGCCAGUUAUCGUCUCGCACUUUGCAUCUGUAGCGAGAGCGUAUCAGUUGGCGUACUGUUACACGGUGAUAGAAAGGAAUUCUAGGAGCACCUUGCCGCAAGUUUAUAUGGACAGCACUGGAGCUACUACAUUGGUCGCCAGUGCCCACAUAGACACAUAUUUUCCAUUUGACCCUUAUUUGUUGCCAAGUUCAAAACCUUAUAUUACACCUUUUUACCGGGAAUACAUUGGACCUCAAGAUAAUGACGUGACUGAAACAAAUCAACAGAAUAAAACAGAAAAUGAUGAUGAUGAUGACUUUUUGGUGUCCAGCACACCAACUGAAUCGCCAGCAUUAGAAACAUUUUCAUAUAGCACAUCUCCUGGGUUUUUACAAUAACUUAUAAUUUUUAAUUGUCUUAUAAUCUAUAUUUAUUUUAUUUACCCUGAUUUGUUUUUGCAUUUUUUAAAUUGGCUGUGCAUUUUUUUUUUGUGUGUAAAAUUGUUGAUUGAUUCAACGAAAGUGUAACCGUGUCAACCAAGGUUUUUCAAUGUGAGUCGAUUAUCAUGUAAUGUUUAUACAUGGUGCAGAUUAAAGAAAAAGUUUAAAAAUU
This is a messenger RNA of Cimex lectularius (bed bug), 2123 nucleotides long. RefSeq names its product RNA polymerase I-specific transcription initiation factor RRN3 (gene Tif-IA). Gene Ontology annotation, molecular function: RNA polymerase I general transcription initiation factor activity; RNA polymerase I core binding. Gene Ontology annotation, cellular component: nucleus. The record is from RefSeq and is a predicted model, not a curated record. Gene Ontology annotation, biological process: transcription initiation at RNA polymerase I promoter. Lineage: Eukaryota; Metazoa; Arthropoda; Insecta; Hemiptera; Cimicidae. The transcript has 11 exons. The coding region runs from base 182 to 1909 and encodes 575 amino acids.